Molecule: messenger RNA, 1208 nt
Organism: Jatropha curcas
Lineage: Eukaryota; Viridiplantae; Streptophyta; Magnoliopsida; Malpighiales; Euphorbiaceae
Source: RefSeq, a predicted model, not a curated record
ACAAGACAUACAGCAAGAGUUACUUGAAAAUGUCAUUCUUUUGGACAUAAAGAAUCUAUGUUAUGACGACGGCUAAUUCCAUAUACAUAUAAAUAUAAAUCUUCGAAAUAUGCAAAAAUGGAGGUGAGAGAGAAGAAGAGUUGAAAAUAGGCGUCGAGAUGCCUGCUGCCAAGGGCUCCCUCAAUCACCAUCAGAAAUGGAUUCUGGAAUUCUUGAAGGGAAUAAUUGAUGAGACAAUCCAUGAGAAGCUUGAAACGAAGUCAUUUUUAUCAACUUCAUGUAGCAAGGCAUUUUGUAUAGCUGAUAUGGGAUGUUCAACAGGACCAAACACCUUUUACUAUGUUCAUAGUAUACUUGAAGCUGUGGAGCGAAAGUUCAUAAAUGAAGGCUUCACUUACGAUCAAAUACCUCAGUUUCAAGUUUUCUUUAAUGAUCUUCCAUUUAACGACUUUAAUACCCUUUUCAAGUCUCUCCCACCUCAGUUUUCAUUCCUGAAGAAGGUGUUGGACAGGACUCUCCUGGCAUGGAACGGAGGAGGAGUUCAACUUAUACAGGUGCCAUCAGGAAGCAAGCACUUUGCUGCCCAAUUUAGCAAGGAUAUGGGGAUGUUCUUGAAUGCCAGAGCAAAAGAACUUGCAGAGGGAAGCAUGAUGGUGCUAAUCAUUCCUUCUAUUCCUGAUGGGGUCUCUCCGUCAAAUGUACCAAUCGGGAUAUUGCUGAAUCAUUUAGGGUCGUGCCUCAUGGACAUGGCAAAAGAGGGAUUAAUAUGUGAAGCACUUGUGGACUCUUUCAACAUUCCAUUGUACUGUGUAACGCCCAAGGAGCUUACACAGCUUAUAGAACAAAGUGGGUGUUUUAGCAUUGAAAGAAUGGAUCCUACAGAUUGCGAAUUCGACCCUGAUAAUCAACCUACUGAAUACACAAUCAUGAUGCAUUUCAAAUCUGGGUUAGAACCAGUCAUUACCAAACACUUUGGAGCUGAGAUUGUUAAUGAAUUGUUUGAACGGUUCCUCGAGAGAAUGCAUGAAGCUACGCCCUCGUUAUUUUCAAGCAAUGGAAAAGGAUCUCAAUUAACUGUUAUUCUGAAACGAAAAUCGCUAUAAUCAAAAGCUAUCAUAUCAGCAAUUAGCAGUGCAGCUUUUGUUAUACAUACCAGAAAACUGACUAAUAAAUGUUGUUAAACAUUCAAAUUAUCAGUACCCAUUAUU